Acanthamoeba castellanii str. Neff is the source of this 726-nucleotide messenger RNA. RefSeq lists its product as uncharacterized. The transcript has a single exon. The coding region runs from base 1 to 726 and encodes 241 amino acids. NCBI's taxonomy places the organism in Eukaryota, Discosea, Longamoebia, Acanthamoebidae. The record is from RefSeq and is a predicted model, not a curated record.
AUGAACAACGUCAACACGCUGCCCACCACUCUGUUGCACGACUCGAGCUACGCGAAGGUGGUGCUCGAGGGUGGGAGGCCCUCUACUCGGACACACCGUUCUGCUAGCUGGCCCACCCCCGCCGAGUCGGCCGCCUACACGGCGAGCUCGCCGCAACACCAAAAGGUGCACAGCAUCAUGAGCAGGCUGCUUGGCCACUUCUGCCACGCCUUCCCCUCUCCCACCUGGAGACGCGAAGAGGUUCCACUCUCCCCGGCCGCACGCACUACGACCGACUCGAGGAAGGCGGCUUCAUGCUCAACCCAAGGCCAGAGCUGUCGGAUCCGCGGGGACAAGCUCGACGUGCUGCAGCAGUCGGCCAGGGUGGACAUCUCUGCAGAGCUGCAACGAGCGCUCUUGCCAGCGAACAUCGACAAGCCGAUAGAAGAGGCAAACGGAGGCCGACACGUCGAGAGGAAGCCGCUACACAAGGAGGAAGGGUCCACUCAGUACUGCUGGCGGCCUGCGCUAGCAACUACGGAAGGGGUCCCCUUCUCGCUCUUCUACUAUCAAGCUCCUUCUUCGUGCCUCGCCGCGCCACCAAGCGAAGAGGAAGAUGCCCGCCUCUACUUGGCCCAACCGUACAACUACGACGAAGGAGGCGAAGACCACGUCGAUGGCAACGACGAGAGCUCCUCCGACACCGAGUGGUGCCAGGAAGACGACUGGGUGAGGGACUUUGAGUGA